Wasmannia auropunctata (little fire ant) is the source of this 1657-nucleotide messenger RNA. RefSeq lists its product as uncharacterized. Bases 129 to 1457 code for a protein of 442 amino acids. NCBI's taxonomy places the organism in Eukaryota, Metazoa, Arthropoda, Insecta, Hymenoptera, Formicidae. The transcript is spliced from 4 exons. The record is from RefSeq and is a predicted model, not a curated record.
GCACAUCGCGCCAAAUGCCUUAGUACGCGGACGUCUCGCAAUGGAAAUAACUGUUCACUGCGCCCGCUCGUCAUCGCAGACGCACAAACAUCAUUCGCACUGAUUGCCGACUUAAUCGAACGAGAAACAUGUGGUUGCGUAAGAUCUCCAUGUGUCGCUUCCUCCUGCCUCGUCUUAUUCUGAUCGUCGGUCUCGCGCUCGCGAGGACCCUCGAGGCGUCUGAAGAGACAAGCGAAACGAAAGUCACCCUCGAGGAGACUUCCUCGAUAUCGGAUCAAUACUCCGUUCACGAGACGACGACGCUCGCCUCGUCGUUAUUAAGACCGGUCACCGACCGCGAAUUAACGUCACCGACCGUCGGCGAAGCCCUCCCUCGAAACGAUUCCGACGUCUUCAAGCCCAGCCGGCAUUUGGGCGAGAUCGAGCAACCGACCGUCCGGAUGAGCCCCUUCAACAACGUGCAACCCGUGAGAUUCGAGAACAACGUUCAGCUGGAUGCGCGACGCGAACGGAUUCAGAACGUCUUCCAGGACGCGUAUCAGGGUGUCUCCAGUUUGCUGGACGUGGCGACGCGAUCGAGCAGAAUUAAAUUCCCGGACGACGACGCGGUACAAACGUCAAACAUCCGUCAUUCCUUCAACGAUCGAAAAACCGUUACGGAGAGUCCUAGAUCGCAGUUCGAGGAAGGCACCGUCGGUCACGUGCUCGUCGAUCAGACAUUCUUCCAAAACGUCGAGAAGCCGGAGAUGCAAGACAUAUUUGGGAAAACGACGACCGAUCAUCGAGCAACUGGUAUUUACUACGACUCCUCGAGGUCACCGUACGUCUUCAGCUAUUACGCCGAUCAGAAUCAGAAUGCUUAUCAGCCGACGUCGCAGGAGACCGCGAUCGAGAUGAUGAAGAGACCAGAGAGUAACGGUGUCAUGGUACUUCAGCAACACGAGUCAACCUACACGAGAAAGCGGAAAUUCCCCUAUCCGUUUUAUCAACCGGAUGGCGAAUACCAUGACGUGCAAUAUAUGGAGGACCCACAUCCGACUAUGGCUUAUCCGCGAGCGAGAAGACCAUUCCCUUGGAAGAAGGUCAUUCAUCUAAUUGGUACUUUUCUGCCGCUGGGUCUGCUAUUGGCGACGUUAAAGCCUAACGUCAUACGGAUCGACAACACGACAACGACGAAUUCCAUUAGCCAGCCCAACAUCGUCCUCUCGAAGCUGCGGCACGCGGAUCUACCGGUUGAACACAAACAGGCACGCAUGUACGACGAUCAAUCGAUCAUUUGCGAGGAACGAUCCAUCUGCGAAUUGAUCUUGACCGGCGGUGAGCCACAGUCCAACAUCCUGCAAAACGUCUUGUGGAACAUAGCCACCAGAACUCCGGACGACGUCGCAAAAAGAAAUGGCCUUCGUGAGGUAUUCAGCGCCGUCAGGAAGAAAGACUGUGCGGCGAUCAGCUGUUAAUGACUAGGAAGCCUGAGGAUCAUCAUACAGGCGAUCUCUCCUCCAUGUCCGUUGAUUUAUGGCGUUAAUGUUCGCACAUUAUGCAAAUUUCACGGCUUUACGCGUGAAACAGCGAGAGUAUAAAAAUCGAUGAAACAUUGUGCUACAUCAACUACAUAUAAUAUUUUACAUAUACUAUAUAUAUAAUUUUAUAUAUAUAC